AUGUCAAAGCUCUCAGAAUCUCAUCAAGUAGUGCUUCCAAGGAGAAGACUACGUCGUUUGGCGAGCAGGAUCGUCGGUCUUGCACCUCCCAUAAAACCUUCGGAGACGUCACAACAUCCUAUCCGGGUUGUCUGCAUCUCUGAUACUCACAACAGCCAGCCGGACCUUCCUCCAGGAGACCUUCUACUUCAUGCAGGCGACCUCACCGAAUGGGGUUCAUUCGCAGAAAUCCAGGCCCAGUUAUCGUGGCUUUCGGCACAGCCGCACACGCACAAGCUCAUCAUCGCGGGCAAUCACGACGUGCUCUUUGACUCGGCGUUCCUGGAGUCGGAGAAGGAGCGAUUUCCCGUGAAAGACGGCCAGACUAGAGCAGAUCUGGACUUUGGUUCUGUGACAUAUCUACAAGAUGAGGCAAAAGCCCUGCAGUUUCCGGCACUAGGCCGUUCAUGCACGAUAUACGGCUCUCCAUGGACACCAAAAUAUGUCAAGUCAGCUUUUCAGUAUUCUCGGGAGGACGAUAUCUGGUCUGAGAAGAUACCUAACGACGUCGACAUCGUUCUCACCCAUGGUCCUCCGCAUGGGCAUCUGGAUGGUAGCCGUCGCUCUGGAUGCCACUAUCUUGCGAAAGCGAUCACAGAGCGACGUCCAAGCCUCGUGGUCUUUGGGCACAUCCACGUGGGCCACGGAAAGGAAAUCGUCAGAUUCGAUUCUCUCAGAAAUAUCUACGAAGAUGUCGAGCGCGACUGGAGCGGCUGGGAAAUGAUCCCCAUCAUGAUCAUGCUUCUGCUCUGGGCAAGACAGUCCACUGCCGUGACCAAGAUUCUGAGUAUCAGAAGGCCCGAGCGUCUCACCCAGCUCAUCAACGCUGCUAUCGUCGGAGAGGGAAAUCGACCUUGCAAUGAGGCCAUGGUCGUCAACAUCUGA
Lecanosticta acicola is the source of this 924-nucleotide messenger RNA. Lineage: Eukaryota; Fungi; Ascomycota; Dothideomycetes; Mycosphaerellales; Mycosphaerellaceae. The record is from the annotation of a GenBank genome assembly.